Molecule: messenger RNA, 261 nt
Organism: Macrosiphum euphorbiae (potato aphid)
Lineage: Eukaryota; Metazoa; Arthropoda; Insecta; Hemiptera; Aphididae
Source: the annotation of a GenBank genome assembly
AUGAUGGCAGAUAAUCCAAGAUCCUCUCAACAAGAACUUUCAAAAGAUGUAAAAAAGGAUACUUUGGGAAUUCAAAACACCUCACAUUCACGGAGAAUAACUGAAGAAGAGUUAGUAACAGAAAUUACGAAGAGAAUUUAUCGGAAAAUCGCAAACAAAUCUUCUUUGGAAAAUGACAACGAUACUGAUGUGGGUGACGCAAAUGUUUGUCUGAUUCACGGUUGUCCAGAACCUGACAAGCAAUCCAACGAGAAAUUAUAA